Molecule: messenger RNA, 3996 nt
Organism: Pichia membranifaciens NRRL Y-2026
Lineage: Eukaryota; Fungi; Ascomycota; Pichiomycetes; Pichiales; Pichiaceae
Exons: 2
Coding region: 1-3996 (1331 amino acids)
Biological process (GO): mRNA splicing, via spliceosome
Cellular component (GO): nucleus; U2 snRNP
Molecular function (GO): U2 snRNA binding; protein binding
Source: RefSeq, a predicted model, not a curated record
AUGGCAACUGCUGACGUAAUCAUUUUGCAAAGAGUAAGGUUUUUCAAACCUCUAAAUAUCAAUCCAACCUUCUCUUUGUAUCACCGAACGUUGAGACAACCAUCAUCUGGACUUAGUUCGAUUAUUGGUAAUUUUUCAGGAUCAAGGAAAUCACAAGAAAUUGUUAGAGCUACACAGACAACUUUAGAAUUAUGGAAGUUCAACAAAAGUACAAGUGAAGUAUCAAGGCUAGUUGUUCAGAAUGCUUAUUGUAAUAUAAGAGCAAUUGCUUCAUUCAAAGUAGUAAAAUCUACCAAAGAUCUUAUACUUCUUACUUCAGAUAGUGGUACACUAUCCAUCAUUGAAUUCGACUCAGUUAACAACAAAUUCACUGCCGUCAGAAGCGAAACGUUUUACAAGACCGGAGUUCGUCGACUAUCUCCUGGAGAAUAUAUUUCUGUCGAUCCCAAUGGUAGAGCAGCUAUGAUAGGGGCUAUCGAACGUAAUAAGUUGGUAUACACAUUUGCCCGAGAUAACAGCCAUUCCAACGGAUUGGUAGUGAUGUCUCCACUUGAAGCAAAUAGAAACCAUCUUUUAACAUACACCAUGGUUGCUAUGGAUUCUGGUUUUGAAAAUCCUAUAUUUGCUGCAAUCGAAACCGAUUAUAGCGCCCAAGCUCCGAAGAUUGUCAAAUUGCUGAACUAUUAUGAGUUUGAUCUAGGUUUGAAUCAUGUAAUACUCAGUGAAAGUGAAACAAUCAACUCCAAAAGCAAUUACCUUGUUGCUAUUCCAGGUGGGUAUGAUGGUCCAAGUGGAGUGCUAGUAUGUUCCGAAGGUAUGAUACAAUAUAAGUGCCCGUUCAAGCCAACGCACUAUGCUCCGAUUCCAACAAGAGGAAAAGAUACAUCUACUAAAUCGAUAAUCGUCAGUAGUGUAGUACAUAAAAUGAAAAACGCAUUUUUCAUUCUACUCCAGAAUCAAUUCGGAGAUUUAUUCAAGGUCACUUUGGAUUAUACUACGACACAAGAAACGAAAUAUGAUGUUAUAGGGAAUGACGUUGGACCUGGUAUGGUAACAUCCAUAAGAAUCAGGUAUUUUGACACCAUUCCUAUUUGUACCUCCCUACUAAUCCUGAAGAGUGGAUUUUUAUAUGCAGAUUGUGAGCAAGGUGAUCAAUAUAUUUACCAGUUUGAAAAGCUAGGUAAUGGCUCUGAUGAAAAAGAGUGGAAUUCAGAAGAUUAUCCAGACGAGCAAGCGGUUUUGGAAGAAGAGAAUGAAGGUGUUGCUUUUGACUUGAAGCCCUUUGACAAUAUCAGAUUGGUUGAGGCUAACAGUAGCUUAAGCCCAAUGAUGGAUGUCAAACUCAUCAGUGGUGACUUGGUAUCUUCAUUACCAGAAUUAUAUUCCAUAACUGGAUCGGGCCCUAGAUCUGCCAUUAAAGUUCUACACAAGAGUAUUCCACUAUCUGAGAUAGUAACUCAGGAGCUUCCUUCGAAGAUCAUGAAAGCGUUUACGUGUAAAAUUCACAAGAAGGACCAAUAUGAUCGAUUCAUUGUUUUAUCUUUCUUUGAUGGCUCAAUAAUUUUGAGUAUUGGAGAAGAGGUAGAAGAAGCAGAAAAUUCAGGGUUUAUUGAUACCAUUACAACUUUGGAUGCAUGUCAAACUGGAUCAGACUCCAUAGUUCAAAUUCAUGCAACCGGUUUGAAACAGAUAUUCUACUCAGAAGAUGAUGAGCCAGUCAAAUCUAUUGACUGGAACCCACCCCCAGGGAUUGAAGUUUUAUUUUCAUCAUGCACUAAUACGCAAGUUGCACUGGCACUAUCUAAUGGAGACGUCGUAUAUUUUGAAACCUCUCCCACUGGUGAUGCUUUGGUGGAGUUUUCGUUACACAAAGAGUUUAACGCAUCCAUCACCUCAAUCUCGUUGGGAGAUAUACCGAAGGGAAGACUUCGUUCUCCCUUCAUCAUUGUAACGUGUAAAGAUGCGAGUAUCCAUGUUUUAUCAACAGAUCCUAAGGAAACAAUGAAGACCAAAUACACCACAAAACUGUACUCUACUGCCUCCUCUACAGCAAUAACAUCAUUUUCAAGUAACAUAGAAGACUACACAGAUGAAGACGAAGAUUAUGAUGAAAUGAAAGAUAUAUCGUUGAAAAGAAAUAGUCAAAUCAUAAAUUUUGUUCACGUAGGUUUGCAGAAUGGUAUUUACGUGCGUUAUAUUCUCACCGAUGAAGGUGAGCUUAUAAAACCCAAUAUGAAAUAUGUUAUGGCUUCUCCAUUGAUGAUUGAACCUAUUCGAGUGACAAACAAAGUUGGAGAAUCCGUUACUGUUGCUGCAAUCAGAUCUCUCCUGUCAUUUUUGGUAAUACCAGGUUCUAAUGAGGAUAUCAAGUUAAUUCCCCUUCCGAUUGCAGAAAAAUUUGUUGAGAACGAAAAUGAAGAUGAAGACGAAGAAGCAGAAGAAACAACCUAUUCUAAGACAUAUGGAUGUGUUGUGCCUCUUCAUUCGGCAGAUGUCCCUCAAGGUUUAAUACUUGCGCAUGGGGAAAAGUUAACUAUUGCAUCAUUGCCUCUUUUCAAUGCCGUAGAUGAUAAGCAUAAUGGCGACUGCCAAACAUGUGUGAUCAAUAAGCUGAAGAAGCUAGAUAAUAUUGAAAGUAUACCGAUGAGGUAUACCCCAAGAGCCGUUUGUGAUUCGGUAAAUAAUGAAUACAAGAUGAGCUAUAUUGCUUGUUCCGAUUUGGAUAUUAAAUCAAUGUUUAAUAAACCUAAGGAAAGUACUGAGGCAAACAAAGAUGUAGACGAGAUGGUUACGUAUGGCAAUAUUGAAGAUAAUGAUGCCGAGGAAUUUGAAAAAUUACAAAAUUUUGGUUAUUCCAAGAGUACAGAUGGUGAUUGUGCAUCGUGUAUCCAUGUUUUCUCAACUGAAAAUUGUGCAAUCGGGCAAACUAUUGAAUUAUUGGGCAACCAGACAGCUCAUAGACUUGGAGCUGCUACACUUGAACAUGAUCACAAAGUUGGAGACUAUCUCUUAGUGAGUACAAUUAUCAAAUUCAACCCGAUUGGAGAGGGAAAGAAACAUGAGAAAUGUUUUAUUCGUGUUUAUCAUAUUGAGGAAGAUGGUAGUUUGCAAUUUGUGUACAAGCAAGAAUUUCCAAGGCCUAUUUUAGCUAUUCAUGCAUUCCAGGGUCGUGUGGUACUUGGAUUCGGGGACGAAUUGGGUAUCUAUGAGCUUGGAAAACUACAGAUGCUAAGGAAGUCAGGUUUGAGGAUGGAAGAGCAUGGGAUAACAAAUAUAGUUGAUAUCAAGAGUUCUGGGUUCCGACUUUUUGUGAGUGACAUCAGAUCCAGUGUUCAGAUUGUUUUGUAUCAAGCAGAUUCCAACUCACUUGUCCCAGUUGUUGAUGAUUGCAUCAACCGCCACAUAACCAGAGGUUUUGUGCUCGAUCACGAUACCAUUAUCGUUGGAGAUAAAUUUGGCACAGUGACAGUGUUGAGGAAUCCUGUUUCGAACUUGGAAAUUGAGCAGGGCCAUGGUAGGAAAGGAAACAACUUGAAGGACAACAUCAAGUUUGACAUGUUGAUGAGUUUCUACGUUGGAGAUGUUAUUGUGGGUUUAUUCCGUGGACAAAUCGGCGUUGGGGGUGAAGAUGCUGUUGUUUAUGGAGGUAUAAACGGUACAAUUGGUGUAUUUAGUGCUGUGAAAACCAUGAAGGAAGUGAACUUCUUUCGAGAGUUGGAAAAGCUCAUGAGAAACGUGCUGCAGGGGAUGAAGAUCGACGAAUUUGGGCAACAUGAUUCAAUAGACGAGAGCAGGCAAUUGAUGCUUGCCGAGAGGGAUAUUUUGAAAUUCCGGAGCUAUUACGUUCCUAAAAGAGCGUGCAUCGAUGGUGAUGUUGUUGAGGACUACUUCAGCCUUGACGACAAGACCAAGGGUGAGAUUGCCAAGGCACUGGAGAGAACUGUUCCCGAAAUUGAGGCAAAGAUCGUUGAAAUGAUGGGACGAGUUGGAUAUUGA